CCACUUUUUCCGCACCAUUAUACUUAAAAAUAUUAGUACAAUUCUCCCUUUUUUUUCACCCUUUCUUCCUUUUCUUUCACCCUUUCUUCUCCCCCUCUUCUCUGAAUAAAACUACCUGAAUCUUCUGUGUUCUCUUCUAGCAAGCUUUAACAAUGGCGUCAUCUUCAUCAGAACAAGAAUCAGAAUACGAAGAAACCUUCAAAAAAGGCACCAUAGUUGAAGUAAGCUCAGAAGACGAAGGUCUUCGAGGUUCCUGGUAUACUGCAACAGUUAUCCGUUCCCUUUCUCGGAAAACCUAUAAAAUAUUAGUAGAAUACCACAAUCUUUUUGCGGAUGAUGCGGGUUCUAAACCUCUUCGUGAAUCUGUUGACGCCAUUUUAGUUCGGCCCAUUCCUCCGCGAGAGCCUCAUCGGGUGUUCUCCCUUAUGGAUGAUGUUGAUGCUUUUCACCAUGAUGGUUGGUGGGAAGGCGUUGUUACUAAAGUUUUUGUUCUAGAACCUUCUAAGAAUUAUUGUUAUUCCGUUUUCUUCCGUUGUUCUCGUGAACAGAUCGAUUUCUGCCCUCAAGAUCUUCGGUUACAUCGUGAGUGGGUCCGCGGGAAUUUGUGGGUCCCGCCUUUGGAACAUCAUUGUGCUUCUCCUUCUUCUGGCGCGAGAAAAAGGAGUGGGGAAGACGGGAGAAAUGGUUAUCAUUUAGCUGGUGAUAUGGAUAGGGGAACGGGGAACGGAAGAGAUGUAAGAAGGAAAAGCGGAAACACUCCAACGAAACAAGGUUUGACGAUGAAUGGAAAUUGCACACUACAAAGGAGGAGCAACAGUCGUAUUAUCAACAAUGGUGCUAGUAAGAAACAAGGAUUGACAACCUAUGGAAACGUUAAAAGAUCAAGGAAGUAGGGUUAAUAACUUUUCAGGUCGACAACUAGCAAAAAGGUGAUGGAUGAUGGUCUCUGUUUUCUUACAAGAGCUUCGUGGAGGACGUUGUGGUUUUGUUGCCUCACCUAUGAUUUCUUGCAGCUUUUGAAGCAUUGCAGGCACCAGAAUUCUAUAAUG
Amaranthus tricolor (Joseph's coat) is the source of this 1049-nucleotide messenger RNA. RefSeq names its product protein AGENET DOMAIN (AGD)-CONTAINING P1-like. The transcript is spliced from 3 exons. Bases 153 to 893 code for a protein of 246 amino acids. Lineage: Eukaryota; Viridiplantae; Streptophyta; Magnoliopsida; Caryophyllales; Amaranthaceae. The record is from RefSeq and is a predicted model, not a curated record.